Seminavis robusta is the source of this 1915-nucleotide messenger RNA. The record is from the annotation of a GenBank genome assembly. Lineage: Eukaryota; Bacillariophyta; Bacillariophyceae; Naviculales; Naviculaceae.
GGGAAAUCUCCAGUUGCCACCAGCCUCUUCAACAACAGUGGAACGACCACAAGCACUAUCCCAGCGCAAACGGAAGACUCAAUCGCCCCCCCCCCCUCACCAUAGUUCCCUCUCAGCCAUAGUAAUAACCACUCGUCUUAAAAUUGGAACAGCGUAUUGGAACCAUGAAAAUGCUAGAAGGUUUCGGUCUCAAUGGCUCCUGCUCGGCUGCCAAUUCUACAAUCGGACAAUGCUUGUCCAAAGCUGACAUUCGAGAGUUUCGCGAACACACAACUCUCGCAGGGAGUAUCAAGCAAGGUGUGAGCCACCUCUUCCUGGCGCAAGAGCGCAUGGCCAAGAUUUGGGUUGCCAUUGCGGUUGUCGUUGAGUGGGAAGAACUCCUGUUCUUCUUUGCGCUUGGUUUUCUCCUGCCUUUGGCUCUUCGUCUAAGAAGCAAAAGCGGCUGCAAAGAGUCUGAGGAGCAACCCAAAGAGGCACUCGUUGAAGCCGGUGGCGGUGGUACAGACAACAGCCUGAAAUACACAAUUGCUAACAAUGUAGCACAAAUGGCACAGCUGGCCUUCGUAGUGUACUUGGUGGAUAUCCUCAAGGUCGUCCUGCAAGGAAUUGGAGUUGAUUUUGCAUCCCAAAGCGAGCUACCGCAUGCUUUUGCCAACAUUGCGUAUAUGGCAUGGAUCUUGAACCGGAUCUCAGCCUUGAAACGAUACGUGCUGGCCAAACAGACCAAAUCCGACCCCGACGACCUCAAGGGCCAAGUCCAGCUUGUAGAUCGUCUGGUGGACGCAUUCUUGUACUGCAUUGGCUUGUACGUCGUUGUCGACACGGUCCAAGACGACAUGGGAGCUGCUGCCAAAGGAUUCGUGGCACUGGGCAGCGUUGGUACCAUGGUGAUUGGAUUGGCGUCCCAAGGCUUGGCGGCACAGCUCUUCAACGGUCUCUUUUUGGCUUCUUCGAAUCGUAUUGCGGUUGGAGACUUCGUCAAGUUCUCGAAUGGUGUCUGUGGCAAAGUGAUCAAGCUCGGUUGGAUGGAAACUGUCAUUCGUGGAGGUGAUGAGAUCAUGAUAACUGUCCCCAACAAAGAUCUUGCUGAUCAACGGGUUUCCAACAUGAGUCGCGUUCCGAUGUCAGCUGUAAAACAAACCUUGAGGUUCAAGUACUCUGAUAUCGAGAAGCUACCCGCAGUCCUGGAAACCAUCAAGGAAGAAAUCAAGAAAGCUUGCCCCGCAGUCGUUUUAGACGGCAGUCGUCCGUUCCGAGCACAUCUCACGACUUAUAAUGCGGACCACAUUGCUGCCAACAUCGAUUGUAGAUUCACACUAAAGCCACUGAGCAAUGAGUUCUUUGAGACUCGUCAGAAUGUACUUCUAGCCAUUGCGAAAGCAGUCAAGCAGUACGAUGUUGAAUUUGCCGUUUUGGAUGUGACAGCUGUUUCCGCCGCGCUUCAAUUGUUGGGCGGCAACAUGAAACAGACCCAAGCCUAAGGAGCCAAAGCAGAAUCAUAGAUACAGGCAGGAAAGGUGGGACGAGUUCGUCCCACCAAGCUCACUUUCUCUAAUGACGCUUUCAUUCAGCACCAAAAUACAGUAGAGUUUCACAAAUGCAUAAUCCACCCUUCUAGUUGCUAGUUCGUGGGUUCUUUGACUAAUGGUCUCUAGUUCGUCCACAAGACGCUGAAGGUUCACCCUGAAUUCAACUAUGCAGCGCCAGAGUAAACUGGUGAACCCUAGGCUUCGACGGGCAAGUUAUACCUGAUACCUUGGAUCAAAACAACGCUGGAUGGAUUACCUGCCGGUACCAGGUACCUAUCUACACAUGCGUCAAAUCAUCCAUCAUCCACCUGGAUUGAGGCGUCUACCACAGGCUCUGGUUACUUACAAAUGAGCUCGCUAUAAGAAACACCUUAUUUUGCUACUCA